UUGGUUCAUCCUGCGGAGCGGGCGUAUGAGCGGGGACCCGGAUGUCUUGGAGUAUUAUAAGAACGAUCAUUCGAAGAAACCCAUCCGGGUUAUUAACCUGAGCUGCUGCGAGCAGGUGGACGCCGGGCUGACCUUCAACAAGAAGGAGCUGCAGGACAGCUAUGUGUUCGACAUCAAGACGAGCGACCGGACGUUCUAUCUGGUGGCGGAAACCGAGGAAGAAAUGAACAAGUGGGUGCGGAGCAUCUGUCAGAUCUGCGGCUUUAACCAGUCCGAGGAGAGCGCAGACUCCCUACGAAACAUUCAGUCCAUCAACCACGGCCCCAGGUCGUCACCGGCCGAGUUCAGCAGCUCCAGCCACUUCCUGCUCCGGGAGAGAAAGUCCUCGGCCCCUUCUCACUCCAGCCAGCCCACCCUGUUCACGUUCGAGCCGCAGUCCAACCACAUGCACCAGACCACUCUAUCUACCAGCGCGCCCCAGGACUAUCUCUUCCUGCACCAAUGCAUGAGCCGCAAAAGCGAAACCAUGAGAAGUGCCAGUUUUUCGCAAGCCACGAGGUCCUCCUUCUUCAUGCGCAGCGAUACAGCUGUUCAGAAGUUGGCCCAGGGCUACGGACACUGUUUGAACGGGGUCAGCGGCCAAGUUCACGGCUUCUACAGUUUGCCGAAGCCCAGCAGACAUAACUCGGAGCUACGGGACAGUGCCUACGAUCUGCCGAGGAGCUUCGGUUCAGAUACCCCAACCAAGUCGAGCCUUACCGGACUGGAAUCGGAGAACGAAGAUGUUUACAGUUACAAAACUCCCAGCAACGCCCUGUGCAAAGAGUUUAGCGAACUCUCCACGGAUCCCUACGAUCCCGGGACCCCUCUAUCCGUGUACCAGAUCCCGAGAACGUUCACCCUGGACAAGAACCACAAUGCUUUGGGUGUCGGGUCCGGUGACUUCCAUUCCGCUCCGCCGCCGCCCCGGCCUCCUAAACCCGGGCAGGCGGACACUCGGUGGGGCAGCCCCCAGCAGCAGAACGGGGACAGCGCGGAUGUGGUGCCCGUACACAUUCCGCGAAGGAACACUUUGCCGGCGAUGGAGAACAGACGUCAUCGAGCCUCUUCUUGUGAAGCUUACGACUAUCCCCAUGGCGACUUCGGCAUCGAACAAUCUAUGGAGUCCGUCAACGAUGGUUUCAAUUCUUACCUGCAAACCAAAUCUUCCAUGGCUCGCUCGGAGAGUGCAGACUCCGAAGAUAAUUAUGUUCCAAUGAACCCCGGAUCCUCCUCUCAGUUUAACGCCGAGAAGCAGAACGACAACUCCCAAAAUGCUUAUAUCCCCAUGAGCCCCGGGCCCCACCACUUCGACCUGCUUGGGUUUUCUUCCGCCACGCUUCCCGCCCGCAAAGGGAGUACGGCGUCGCUGGGUACGAGGCCGGCGCGGGUGAGCGAGAUUCAGCCCCCGCCGGUGAACAGGAACCUGAAACCGGACAGAAAGGCAAAGCCAACGCCGCUGGAUCUGAGAGCCACGGCAAUAAUUGACGAACUCCCCUUUAAAUCCCCGGUCACUAAAUCGUGGUCCAGACAGACACCGUCUUUGAGGAGCAGCUCGUCUCAGUACUGCCGCCCGGUGUCCACACAGAGUAUUACCAGCACCAGUUCGGGGGACAGUGAAGAAAAUUAUGUUGCCAUGCAAAAUCCAGUAUCGGCAUCGCCAGGGACUAGCGGAACAAACAGCCCGGCUCAGAAAAAAAGCACCGGCAGCGUGGAUUACCUAGCACUGGACUUCCAGCCGGUCUCACCGAGUCCUCACAGGAAGCCCUCCACGUCUUCCGUGGCCUCGGAUGAGAAGGUGGAUUAUGUUCAGGUGGACAAGGAGAAGACCCAAGCCUUGCAGAAUACAAUGCAAGAGUGGACCGAUGUGCGCCAGUCCUCUGAGCCCACCAAGAGCGCAAAACCUUAACGCAUGGUGACUCCUGGAAGACGGGACGGGCGAUGGACCAUACCAACUUAGUGCCUC
Spea bombifrons (plains spadefoot toad) is the source of this 2005-nucleotide messenger RNA. It is a transcript of the gene GAB2, whose product is annotated as GRB2 associated binding protein 2. The transcript is spliced from 9 exons. NCBI's taxonomy places the organism in Eukaryota, Metazoa, Chordata, Amphibia, Anura, Pelobatidae. Bases 26 to 1948 code for a protein of 640 amino acids. The record is from RefSeq and is a predicted model, not a curated record.